This is a messenger RNA of Melospiza melodia melodia, 2344 nucleotides long. Its product is annotated as sulfite oxidase-like. The record is from RefSeq and is a predicted model, not a curated record. Gene Ontology annotation, molecular function: molybdenum ion binding; sulfite oxidase activity; molybdopterin cofactor binding. Gene Ontology annotation, cellular component: mitochondrion. Gene Ontology annotation, biological process: sulfur compound metabolic process. Lineage: Eukaryota; Metazoa; Chordata; Aves; Passeriformes; Passerellidae.
AUGGGCUGGGGAGGGGAGAACCGGAGCCGGGAUAGCGGCUGGGGAGGGGAGAACCGGGACCGGGAUGGCGGCGGGGAAAGUGAAAAUCGGAACCGGAUGGAGCUGGGGGAGGGACAACGGGGACCGGAUGGAACUGGGAAAAAACCGGAACAACCGGGCAGGGACAACGGGACCAGGAUGGGGUUGGGGAGGGGACAACCGGACCGGGAUGGCGCUGGAGCAGGAAAAACGGGACCGGGAUCGGGACAGGGUUGGGGAGGGGACAACCGGACCGAGCGGGCUGGGGACAACGGGGACCGGGAUGGAGCUGGAAACACCGGGACCAACCGGCACCGACUGGGUGGGGACACACCGGGCACCGGGCUGGGAACGGUGCUGGGGUCACGGAAGGGCAGAAGCGCAGCGGAAACCGAGCGCGGUUGUGUCGCAGCAGAGCCGCUGAUUUUCGCUUUCCCCGGCAGCGCCACCGGAGCCGUUUCCCGGUACCCGGUGUCCGGUGCCCGCCCCAGCCGCGCUCUCCGUCCCGCCGCCGCCGCCGCGAUGCUGCUGCUCCGGGCCAUGGCCGGCCGCAGGCUCCUGCCGCUGAUGCGGCUGCCCCGCGGCUGCUCCCGGUUGGCCCGCCGGGAACCCGGGGGACACCGAGGAGCGGCACCGGUGCUGGCGGCGCUGCUCGGGCUCGGCGUCGUUGUGGCCUACGGAGAGCGGCGGCGGAGGACCGCCCAGGCCGCCCAGGCCGCCCCCGCCCCGCCGUUCCCCCGUUACACGCGGGCGGAGGUGGCGCAGCACCGCACCCCGGCGGAUCGCGUGUGGGUCACCUACGGCACCGACGUGUUCGACGUUACCGAAUUCGUGGAGCUGCACCCGGGGGGACCGGACAAGAUCCUGCUGGCGGCCGGGGGGGCCCUGGAGCCUUUCUGGGCUCUCUACGCCGUGCACAGCCAGCCCCACGUCCUGGAGCUGCUCCGCGACUACAAAGUGGGCGAGCUGAGCCCCGAGGAGGCGGCGCCGCCGCCGGCGGACAGCGCGGACCCGUUCGCCGGGGACCCCCCGCGCCACCCCGCGCUGCGGGUGAACAGCUCGAAGCCUUUCAACGCCGAGCCGCCCCCGGAGCUGCUCACGCAGAGCUUCCUGACGCCCAACGAGCUCUUCUUCACCCGCAACCACCUCCCGGUGCCCGCCGUGGAACCGGCGUCCUACCGGCUGCGCGUGGAGGGGCCCGGCGGCCGCGCGUUGUCGCUGUCGCUGUCGGAGCUGCGGCGGCGCUUCCCGAAGCACGAGGUGACGGCCACGCUGCAGUGCGCCGGUAACCGGAGGUCCGAGAUGAGCCGGGUCCGCCCGGUCAAAGGCCUGGCUGGGGAUAUCGGUGCCAUCAGCACGGCGCGCUGGGGCGGGGCGCGGCUCCGGGACGUGCUGCUGGCCGCCGGUGUCCGCGACGGCGCCGAGAACGGCGAGUGGCACGUGUGCUUCGAAGGGCUGGACGCGGACGCUUCGGGGACGCCGUACGGAGCGUCCAUCCCGUUUAAACGGGCGCUGAGCGCCGACGCCGAGGUGCUGCUGGCGUACGAGAUGAACGGGCGGGAGCUGCCCCGGGAUCACGGCUUCCCGGUGCGCGUGGUGGUGCCCGGCGUGGUCGGGGCGCGGAGCGUGAAGUGGCUGCGGAGCGUGGCGGUGUCGCCCGAGGAGAGCCCGAGCCACUGGCAGCAGAACGACUACAAGGGCUUCUGUCCGUCCGUGGAGGAUUCCGUGGAUUUCCGGGCCGCGCCCGCCAUCCAGGAGCUGCCGGUGCAGUCGGCGAUCACCGAGCCCCGGCCCGGAGCGGCCGUGCCGCGGGAGCUGACGGUGAAGGGAUACGCGUGGAGCGGAGGAGGAAGGGAGGUGGUCAGGGUGGACGUGUCGCUGGACGGGGGCCGGACGUGGCGCGAGGCCGAGCUGGGCCCGCGGCCGGAGCGGGGCCGGGGCUGGGCCUGGGCGCUGUGGGAGCUGCGGGCGCCGGUGCCCGCGGGGGCGCGGCUGGAGAUCGUCUGCAAGGCCGUGGACCGCAGCUACAACGUCCAGCCCGACACCGUGGGGCCCAUCUGGAACCUGAGAGGGGUCCUGAGCAACGCCUGGCACCGCGUCCCCGUCACCGUCACCAAGUGAGGGACAUCCUUGGGGACAUCAGGGUAUUGAGGCUUUGGGGCUUUGGGGACAUUGGGGACAUCAGAGGUACAACCCGACACCGUGGGGCCCAUCUGGAACCUGCGCGGGGUCCUGAGCAACGCCUGGCACCGGGUCAGUGUCACCGUCACCAAGUGAGGGACAUCCUUGGGACAUCAGGGUAUUGAGGCUUUGGGGUAUUGGGGAC